Molecule: messenger RNA, 2504 nt
Organism: Acanthopagrus latus (yellowfin seabream)
Lineage: Eukaryota; Metazoa; Chordata; Actinopteri; Spariformes; Sparidae
Gene: efemp2a
Product: EGF containing fibulin extracellular matrix protein 2a
Exons: 11
Coding region: 371-1684 (437 amino acids)
Molecular function (GO): calcium ion binding
Source: RefSeq, a predicted model, not a curated record
CCCUCCCUCUGCAUGUGUUCAGCUGCUCCAGCUGUCGGUCUCCCCACUCACUCUCUCAGGGUCACACAGGCAGGAGUUGAAGGGACCACUUCUGUACGCCCAGCUCAGCCGGGACGACCGCAGCCAGCAGGAGGAAACACUGGUCAGAGGGACGCCGUCACACACAAGAGGACCCACCCGGAAAGAUUCGCCAAUCACAGAAACCACUUCCUGGCUGCUCUGAACGUCACAAAGUCGGCUGCCUCUCUCAUCUACCUGUCUGAUAGCCGUGUGUGUUUGUGUGCGUGUGUGUCCGUGUGUGUCCGUGUGCAUGUUUGACGUGCGUUCCUGACCCGACCCCCCCCCUCAACACACAAAUUAGUCUAUUAGUAUGCAGGGCGCUUGUGUGUCAGUCUUGUGCGUGUGCAUAUGUGUGUCUGCGCUCCUCCGCAGUGCUAUUUCACAGCCACCGAAAGAAAGUGACACCUACACGGAAUGCACAGAUGGGUAUCACUGGGACGCUCAGACCGAGCACUGCAAAGACAUAAACGAGUGUGAGACUAUUCCAGAUGCCUGCAAAGGGCAAAUGAAGUGCUACAACCACUACGGAGGGUACCUGUGCCUUCCACACACUGCGGAAGUCUUCCCAGCUCCAGAGCCCGCCAUCACGCCCACCGUGACCAACCCCUGCCCUCUGGGCUACGAGUCGCAGGGAGACAGCUGUGUGGACAUCGAUGAGUGUGAGCGAGACGAACACGACUGCCAGCCCAGUCAGCAGUGUAUCAACUCACUGGGGGCCUUCACCUGUCAGUGUCCGGACGGUUACCGCAAGGUUGGCACCGAGUGCAUUGACAUCGAUGAGUGCAGGUACAGGUACUGUCAGCAUCGCUGUGUCAAUGUCCCCGGCUCCUUCUCUUGUCAGUGUGAACCUGGUUUCCAGCUGGCAGGAAACAACCGGUCUUGCGUCGAUGUGAAUGAAUGUGAUAUGGGCGCCCCCUGCUCUCAGAGGUGUUACAACACCUACGGCACCUUCCUCUGUCGCUGUGAUCAGGGCUAUGAGCUCGGGCCUGAUGGCUUUGCCUGUAAUGACAUCGAUGAGUGCAGCUACUCCAGCUACCUGUGCCAGUACCAGUGUGUCAACGAACCAGGGAAGUUCUCCUGUGUGUGCCCAGAAGGAUACCAGAGGCAAAACACCAGACUAUGCCAGGACAUAAACGAGUGUGAAACAGGUGAACAUCAGUGCACCGACACACAGACCUGUGUGAACAUCCACGGGCGGUACCAGUGUGUGGACUCGAACCGCUGCCAGGACCCUUACGUACAAGUGUCUGAGAACCGCUGUGUGUGUCCCGUCAACAAACCCCUCUGUCGAGAUCUGCCUUUCUCCAUCGUCCAUCGCUACAUGAGCAUCACCUCGGAGCGCUCUGUCCCCUCCGACAUCUUCCAGAUUCAGGCCACCAGCGUCACUCCCGGGGCGUACAACACCUUCCGCAUCCGCUCCGGUGACGAAAACGGAGACUUCUACAUCAGGCAAAUCAAUAACAUCAGCGCCAUGCUGGUGCUGGCCCGCGCCGUGUCGGGGCCCAGAGAGUACACGUUGGACCUGGAGAUGGUGUCGGUUAACCCUCUGCUCAGCUACCAGGGCAGCUACCAGACCAGCUCUGCCCUCCGACUCUCCAUCUAUGUGGGGCCAUACACCUUCUAAAGAAGAAGAAGAAGAAGAAGAAGAAGAAGAAAAAGAUGAAGAUGAUGAAGAAGAAGAAGAGUGGAGGGACACAGAGAGAGAUUGAGAGAGAGAGAGAGAGAGAGAGAGAGAGAGAGAGAGAGAGAGAGAGAGAGAGAGAGAGAGAGGAGAAACAGAGAUGCAAAAAAAAAAAGAAAAAACCAAAGCUGUAAAACAAAAGUGGUCAAUGCAACCAGUCACUGUGAUGUUACACUCUGAGCUUUUUUUGUACUUCCAAAGAAAGCCUCACAUUUCUGUCAGCCCACCAUAUUACACGUAAGAUUAUACAUAAGAUGAAGUAUACAUGAACAUUAUUGUCUCGCAGAUAACAGCCUUAAAACAAUUAGUCCAGUCAAACUUGUUCCCUCGUGUUUAAAGUGUCGGGAUAUCAUGUUUACCGUUACGUUGUAUUUAACGCCACUCUGAUCUGACGGGAUUUCUUUUCCUUACAUCUGUUCGGGGUGAUAACAAACCUGCCAGGCAUUUUUUUUUUCCCCCCCGUCUCCCUUCGUGUGGAGCGAUCCACAUCCAUAUUAAUCUGUUUUCACCGGUUUACAUUCUUAUCUUUCGGUUCCGCUCUGUUUGUCACUUCAUUCUCGUCGGCUCCGUUUCCUGUUGACAGACAUGAUUCAGUAACCACUCAGACCAGACCUCAGCGUCCCGACUCCUCCUUCACCCUCCACCGUUCAGUCCCAUGUGCAAGCUCUCCCUCACUGCCUUUUGUAGGCUUGUCUCAUUGCUGAUUGUGUUGUGUUUUGUUUUUGUCUAAGAUUUAAACCCAAAUAAAACAAUAUACCUUUUA